Molecule: messenger RNA, 744 nt
Organism: Pyricularia oryzae 70-15
Lineage: Eukaryota; Fungi; Ascomycota; Sordariomycetes; Magnaporthales; Pyriculariaceae
Exons: 2
Coding region: 124-744 (206 amino acids)
Biological process (GO): positive regulation of transcription by RNA polymerase II
Molecular function (GO): zinc ion binding; DNA-binding transcription factor activity, RNA polymerase II-specific; sequence-specific DNA binding
Source: RefSeq, a predicted model, not a curated record
ACGAAUUUGCUUAGUAUAGUAGACCCCAUCCGUUGCAACAAAAGGCCCACAUGCAACCACCAUUGCCCAGCACCCCGGCCAGGCCAAGCACAAGGUAACAUAGUAGGUAGAUAGGCGUCCAGGAUGCCCGCCCAAGUCGGCAACAGCGGUACCAGCAACACCAACACCAACAGCAGCAACAACAGCCCCAGCAAAUACGCCCUCCUGCCCGCCUGCCAGCGCUGCAAGCUGCGCAAGAUCCGCUGCGACCGCCAGGCCCCCAAGUGUUCAGGCUGCACGAAAUCCCAGGCCGCCUGCGUCGUGGUCGACCCCAUCACGUCGGAGCGCUACCACAGAUCCUUCAUCCACGAGCUCGAGGAGAGGGAGCGGGAGCUGCAAGGGCGCAUCUCUGCCGCCAGCGGGGCAGCCAUAGUCACGCCCAGCUCCGAGACGGCAGCCGAUGCCGAGAAUCCUGCCAGGCCCGCCACCGGCAGCGAUGUGGGGCGACGGCGGACCGGGACAGACGAGCAGCAUACUCCGGGCGGCCAAGUUUCGGUCUCGGAUUCCCCGACUGCGCAUCGUGGGUUUGUAGGCGACGGGAGUGGUCUAAGUUUCCUGCGCUUCAUCUUUCAGGAUCCAAGAUGGCGCAGCUACGAACCGCAGAUUAUGCAGCUACUUGCCGAAAGGCCUCAAAUACCGGAGCUUGCAAUAUCUAGUAUUCCCCAGCCUCCUCGAGAGGAAGCCACGGCGCUGCUUGACAACUAG